Messenger RNA from Patella vulgata (common limpet), 411 nucleotides. RefSeq lists its product as uncharacterized. Lineage: Eukaryota; Metazoa; Mollusca; Gastropoda; Patellidae. The transcript is spliced from 3 exons. The coding region runs from base 1 to 411 and encodes 136 amino acids. The record is from RefSeq and is a predicted model, not a curated record.
AUGGAGAAAAAUGGUUGGUUAACUUUACCGGUAUCUCGUACUGCAUGCGGUAAAUCUAAUAUACCUGUUAUCAGAGACAUGUUUCUUGAUGCCAUGAAACAUCAUGACAGUGUCUUAUACGGAUACGCUAACGGCGAUAUAUCAUUUGACAAUGGCAUGUCCACUGCGAUUAAAUUUCUAAUGGAAAGUGAUCUUGUGCAUGUGGUUGUUGGUCGGAUCGGUAUUGGAAUGUGGAUUGUUUCUUAUGCUCGUGCUGUAAACGCAACGAUCAUCGACAUUACAAAAACUGUUAGAGCCAUUCACAUGACAACUAAGAGCGGAAACUUCGAGUCUCACUGGAAGCCUAACUCAAAAUGCAAUCACGAACUCUAUGCCAAAUACCAAGCCAAACCCUCCAAUUGGGGAUUGUGA